Messenger RNA from Podospora anserina S mat+, 264 nucleotides. RefSeq lists its product as uncharacterized. The transcript is spliced from 5 exons. Bases 1 to 264 code for a protein of 87 amino acids. The record is from RefSeq and is a predicted model, not a curated record. Lineage: Eukaryota; Fungi; Ascomycota; Sordariomycetes; Sordariales; Podosporaceae.
AUGUUUCCAGUCCGAGUGUUUGGGGAAUUGGAAUACAUUUUCGGCUGUUUCAAGCUCAUGUUUAUCAUAUUACUGAUCAUGAUGAUGUGUUUUCUAUCUAUUGUUCAGCCUCGAGGGGAAGCCUACUAUCAUGAACCUCUUGGCACUCGAUAUGGGAAUCAUCCUUACUCGUUUUUCAACCUCGUGUACAACGCCAAGGACGAGAAUCUGAAAGUCGAGCAUUCCAUUGAAGGGUCACUGGGAACUCUUCUAGGUGUCUGGUAA